CGCAGGCAGUCACCACCACUGUCGUCGCAAUUUGGCGGCGUCGUCGUCUACCGAACCGUUUGCACUAUUGGGUUUUUUAUUGUUUUUCUAUUUGUUUUUGUUUUUCCAACGAUCAAAGGUGCAUAAAAACAGUGUUAAAAGGACAUAGUUUUGCUCACGGAAUGAAUGGAUGAUCUAAUCUUAUCCGUUGUCCGUAUCAGCUUAAGUGGUAGCUCAGCAAGUUGAGAAAAGAUUCUCUCGAUCGCCAAUUCCGAGUUAUGAAUACCCACUUGUUAAGAAGAUUCGUGAUGUUUUAGCAGAGGACAAAAAGACCAGAUCUAAACAAUGCUGCGUAGUACAACAAAACACGUGUGGCACUGUUGUAUGUUGAUAACGACAGUGGUAAUAUUCGAAUACGCCUCUGGUGUGUUUGGACGAGAGGACGAAUCGGAAGAAGAGUGGGAGGAUGCCUGGUCGAGAUAUGGCUACGUUGGAGCUGCGAUGCUCUAUACACUCCGCCUGCUAACGUUUCUAUCAUUGCCCCAAGUAACAUUCAACUUUGUUGGACUGACUCUGUACAAUGCUUUUCCAGACAAACCGGAGCUGAAAGGAUCACCCCUGCUGGCUCCGUUCAUCUGCAUCAGAGUAGUGACUAGAGGAGAUUAUCCUCAAUUGGUCAGAAAUAACGUAGCAAGAAAUCUGAACAAGUGCGCAGAGGCUGGUUUAGAGAAUUUUCAGAUCGAAGUGGUCAGUGACAAACCGGUAGAACUCUCAGCGCACCGUAGAAUACGUCAAGUUGUUGUCCCACCGUCGUAUCGUACUAGCAGCGGAGCGCUCUUUAAAGCUCGAGCGUUGCAGUAUUGUUUAGAGAAUUCAGUGAACGAAUUGGCCGAUCAUGAUUGGAUAGUUCAUUUGGAUGAAGAAACCUUACUGACUGACAAUUCCAUACGUGGCAUACUGAAUUUUGUUCUUGAUGGAAAGCACCAGUUUGGUCAAGGAUUGAUAACGUACGCCAAUGAAGACGUCGUUAAUUGGAUAACAACGUUGGCGGAUAGCUUCAGAGUCGCUGAUGACAUGGGAAAAUUGCGAUUACAGUUUAAGAUGUUUCACAAACCACUCUUCAGUAUGAAGGGAUCUUACGUCGUGACACAGAUGUCGGCAGAGCGACGAGUCUCCUUUGACAAUGGAUUGGAUGGUUCGGUAGCCGAGGACUGUUUCUUUGCGAUGAAAGCUUUUGCCAUGGGCUACAGCUUCAAUUUCAUAGACGGAGAGAUGUGGGAAAAAUCCCCGUUUACUUUGUGGGAUUUUGUACAACAACGAAAACGAUGGCUCCAGGGAAUCCUCCUCGUCGUUCACUCUAAAGCGAUUCCACUGAAGAAUAAAUUGUUAUUAGGUCUAUCGUGUUACUCGUGGGUGACAUUACCCCUUUCCACGUCUAACAUCAUAUUAGCCGGAGUUUGUCCCAUCGUGUGUCCCCCGUUCGUCGAUUUUUUGUGCGCUUUCGUAGGUGCGGUCAGUAUUUACAUGUACAUUUUCGGAGUGGUCAAAUCGUUCUCGCUGUAUCGAUUCGGUUUCGGGAGAUAUGUAAUGUGCAUAUGCGGCGCCCUUGCGACUAUACCUUUUAAUCUCAUCAUAGAGAACCUCGCUGUCGUAUGGGGCCUCUUUGGUAAGAAGCACAAAUUUUACAUAGUUAGCAAAGAGUACAAAGUACCAAGUAUGGUUUAGACCAGCGGUCUCUUUCUCUCUCUCUCUCCCUCGCUCUUUCUGUACCUGUGCGUCUUGUGUCGCUCGUACGGAUGACGACUCUAUCAACGAUUCGAAUUCAUUGCGAUCAUAUAAUCGCGGCAUUUUGUACUAUUUUCAAAUGCUAUCAAUGCGUUCUCUCGACCGUUUACUUAUCGGUCGGAAAAACUAUGGAACCAACUCAAACAAUCGAGUCUCAUCGCUGUACCUUAAUCGUGUUUGCGUCACCAAAGUUUUAGCUAUAAAUUUACAAAACUACUGCUAUCGCACUGUUGUCAUUCUAUAUUGAAUUAUCUUUUUUUUUUAUUAUUUUUUCCUCGGCACGUGUAACUAGUGAAACUAAGUAAGAAAUCGUCCAAAGGACCAAAAGUGCUUGAGUCGCCGAGUUCGGUCUCUAAAAACAACAAGCAUUGAAUCGCUCGUAUAGCGUAAGUUUUUAUACAUGCAUACGCCAAUUUUCGUAUCGGGUGAAACGCACGUCUGGUGAAACCGGACGCCAAAUCGCCCGCGAUACGCGUGGCUAAGUUUUCCACGAUACGGGAAAUGAUAAGUCGACUUUUGAAUGAUAAUCCUGAAUUCAAAUUGUUUAUUAGAUGCUGUAUUAUGCUGCCAGCGCGGGCUACCGCCGCCACGAUCAUUCAGUCAAAACUCCAAUUUUUCCAUUAGCCCGUGCUCUUCCCCGUCUACAAACUCAGUUUUUUUGUUAGCCUUUUUUCCCUUAUUUUCACUUGGCAUAUACAUAUUUUCGAAUUUAUUUAUAAACGGCCAUUGCUCCACAAAAAUGUAAAAAACCCAAUGACAACAUCCGGUGGUAGAAUCGUUACGUCGAUUCUUCUGCUGCGCUGCUGACUGUGCGUAACCAUACGCAUGGACCAAGUGAACUGAUUGAAGGAAUAGAAAAAAAUAAAAGAUAUACACGUUUUUAUUAAAA
This is a messenger RNA of Venturia canescens, 2653 nucleotides long. RefSeq names its product beta-1,4-mannosyltransferase egh (gene egh). The transcript is spliced from 3 exons. The record is from RefSeq and is a predicted model, not a curated record. NCBI's taxonomy places the organism in Eukaryota, Metazoa, Arthropoda, Insecta, Hymenoptera, Ichneumonidae. Gene Ontology annotation, cellular component: cytoplasm. Gene Ontology annotation, molecular function: beta-1,4-mannosyltransferase activity. Bases 325 to 1704 code for a protein of 459 amino acids.